UUUAGCAAGGAAUACUCGACUGGUUUCUCACAGCUGGAGUCCGUGCAAAACGAAACCGCCAACCUUUUAAACUUGUUACUGUGCUUGGUUGAAGUCGGAUUUAUAGACCAUCUGCCCUGAGUCAUCGAUAUCAAAUAAUUAUUUGAAACAAAGGAAGAUAUAGAUAGUGAGAAAUAUCUAUAAGUUACUUUGGUGCUGGUAGCAUAAUGACCGAAAGUACACACAAUUCAGCAGAAGCUAUGGAGAUUGCUAAUCCCGAAAAUGAAGAACUAAACAAAAGUUAUUAUGGUUCAUCUGAAAAAUAUCAACUUGUCAUUGGGCAUCAAGACAAUUUUGACCAAUUUAAUACAGGUAUAACAUCAGUCCAUACUUUACCUUUAGAAUCUCAUAAGAUUUUGGUUCAAAAGGAAAAUAUAAUGACGGCUUCUUCUACGAUCAGUAAAGAACCUAUCAAAAUUGAUAGUUUAAAGAAUAACAGGAUCUCGACUAGAAAAUUUAACAGUUUUCAAGAUGGACAUUUAAGCAGACAUUUGAAGCCUUCUUGUGGUAAAAUUCACACAAAUAAAUCAAACAAGGAAAAUGUGAACAAGGUAAACAUUUCACCACUAGCUGAACUCAAACCAGUAUUAAAAAGAGACCAUAUAAAUGACAACAAAAACUUUCCAACUCAACCAGUAAAAGCUAAACAAGUUAUCCAUCAAGAAAAAAGUAUAACCGAACUCAUUAAUGCCCUUUAUGGAAAACGUGAAGGAGAUUCUGUUGAUAAAGAAGACAAGCCAAAAACUAGUUUUUCUUUUUCAAAAAUAAAGGUUAAAGAAGAUAUUGUAGAUAAAAAGGAUGUGAAACAAUCAAAUAUUUUCGGAAAUGUUAAUGAUGAUGUUUACAAGGGAGGAGACACGAAAAAGCCUGAUUUAAAAUAUUGUAUGAAAAUUCAAACAAAUACUUCUGAUGAGAAACCUAAUGAGGUUUUGAUUAAAAACUGUAAGAAAGACAUCUUAACAAAGGUUGAGGUCACUGAAGCUAGGAUACCUACAAGUUGUACUGACUCCAAAGAUAUAAAGUUUGUUAAGGAUGAUUUGGACAAAUCAAAUGUAAUUUCAUCACUUCAGAACGUGAAUAGGUGUGAUUUCUGUGGAUUAGAAAUUACUGAUAGUAUUAAGUUCAAAUCUCACCUGAGAAUGCACUUACGAAAGAAAUCGUUUCCUUGUGACACAUGCGGUAAAAAGUUCAAAACUUUAGAUUAUUUAAAGACCCACAAGAGAUUUCAUACUGGUCAUAACCUGAGCAGCUGUGAUGUUUGUGGUAAAGAUUUCAUUUGUAAGAAAGAUUUACUUAGACACAUGAGAAUACACAAUGGGGAACAACCAUACGUUUGCAGUAUAUGCUCUGAAAGUUUUAGCUCUCCACAAAGCUUGAAUAUUCACAUGAGAUCUCAUACAGGAGAGAAACCGUAUAGCUGCAAUAUUUGUCCUAAAAGAUUUUCAAAUCAUGGCGACAUGAGAAGACAUAAGAGAAAACAUGAUGGCAAAGUCGAAAAGACGCACAACUGUACAAUAUGUAGUCAAAGCUUCAAAUCUAUGAAUGGAUUAGAAAUUCACAACAUGAAGCAUACCGGGGAACUCCCUCACACAUGUGAGGUUUGUGGGAAAGGCUUUAGAGGUUUCGGAAACCUAUCGCUUCAUAUGAAAAUACAUACUGGAGAAAAACCGUAUAAUUGCAAAAUAUGUGGUAAAAGUUUCGUACAAAAUGCACACUUGAGAAGUCAUAUUAGACGGCAUAACCAAAGGCCAUACUGUUGCACCUUAUGUAGGAAAAUGUUCAAAUUGUCGAGUGAUUUGGCAACACAUAUGAAAAUACAUACUGAAGAAAAACCAUACAUUUGUGUAACAUGUAGUGAGAGUUUUGGAGACAAAAAUGAACUCAAAAAACAUUCACGUGUUCAUAAAGAAAGAUCGAAGCCAAAACAAUUUACGUGUCGUAUUUGUAAUAAAACAUUAAGUUGUGGAAGCCUGACAACCCAUAUGAGAGUACACACUAAUGAAAAACCUUUCAUUUGUAAAAUUUGUGGGAAAGGAUUUAAACAGGGUAGUAAUCUUAAAACUCAUCUGAAAAUGCAUACCGGCGAAAAAUCACAUAAGUGCGAUAUAUGUGGCGAGAGUUUUCGAUUUCCAAGCAUUCUUUUGAACCAUGUUCGAGUUCAUACAGGUGAAACACCUUACGUUUGUACUACUUGUGGCAAAGGAUUUACCACAAACUCUAGUUUGAGUUCUCAUAUUAUGAUACAUACAGACAUAAAGCCUUUCAAGUGUGACAUUUGUGGUAAUACCUUCAGACGGAGUAAUCAUUAUGAUAGUCACAUGAGAACACAUACUGGCGAAAAACCGUUUAAAUGUGAAGAAUGUGGUAAAAGUUUUAGCGAGAACAGUGCACUGAAAAAGCACAUGAGAACACAUACAGGUGAACUGCCUUACGAAUGUGAAAUAUGUAAUAAAAAGUUUGCCUAUCUUAGCAAUUUACAAAGGCAUGUGAAAACACACUAUGGUGAAAAGCCAAGAUGUUGUAUUACCUGCGGGAAAAGGUUUGGAGAUAAUGCCCAAUUGAAAACGCAUAUGAGAACACACAGUAAAGAGAUGUUAAGCUGCGAAACAUGUGGUAAAGAAUUGAAGGACGAACGUUCAGUGAAAAGACAUAUCUUAAUGCAUUCUGGAAAUACACCUUUCGAGUGCGAAGUAUGCAGCAAAACGUUCUUCACAGGAAACGAAUUGAAUCAACACCUUAAAACACACACAGGUGAAAAACCAUACAGUUGUCCUCAUUGCAUCGGACGUGACUACCUUUCAAAACAACGCUUUAAUGAUCAUAUGAGAAAACAUGAUAUUAAGAAAGAUCUGUCAUAAAAUGGUCUGACUCAAUGGUUUUAUUUGUCGUAAAAAAAGAAAAGAAAGUUUGUUUUUGAACAUAUAUUCUGAUCCUGAAAUUGUUUUAUGAACAGUGAUAUUAAUGCAGUAUUACAUGGUUAUUGUAAAAUGUCAACUGUUAAAGCAUAUGCACUAUAUUGGUUGUACAAAAUAUGAACUAUAUGCGAAAAUGUUUGAGGGGAGACAACUCAAAUGUAACGUCUUGUUUUGUAAAUUGAACAUGAAAAGCAAAAGGAACCAGGAUUAGUUGAUAAUAUAUAAACUUUUAAAAUGACACUGCUUUGCAAACCACAAACGCUUAUAAAAACUAUUUAUCAUCCUUAUGGUUCUAAAGGUGUCUAUCAUGUAAAUUCGUGUUAUUUAAUUUUAUAAUUUUAUAAAAAAAAAAGGCCAACACCUCUCGAGCUGCUUUCCUCGCAGUUUUCAAUUGGAAUCAAAUUUUUGAUCUUUGUAUAUAUGUUUGUCAAUUUUCAAAAAAAAUAUUUUCUACCUUUGGUUUGGUUUUCGAGUGAUUUCCGUUUCCCGAAAAUGCUAUGUGUUCAUGUUAAUCUUUAGAUUAUGUUACUAACAAUUUUGUCAAUCGCCAUUUGAGUACAGUUAUCGAACUUUCAUUGGGCUCUAAUUUCUCCCAAUAAUAAUUUAUAUUGUUAGGUAAAUGUGUCUGUCUGACAUUGACUACACAACAUGGAGAAUUGAUAAUGUUAAGUUUAUCUUUUUACCUAAAAUAAGAGAUUUUAUUAUAAACAUAGAAAUGAGUAUUUCCAGUAAAGAAGGCAAUACAUUUAAGCGUGUAUCUAAACAAUCCCCCCAC
Mytilus trossulus (common blue mussel) is the source of this 3729-nucleotide messenger RNA. RefSeq names its product zinc finger protein 271-like. The transcript is spliced from 2 exons. NCBI's taxonomy places the organism in Eukaryota, Metazoa, Mollusca, Bivalvia, Mytilida, Mytilidae. Gene Ontology annotation, molecular function: RNA polymerase II cis-regulatory region sequence-specific DNA binding; DNA-binding transcription factor activity. The record is from RefSeq and is a predicted model, not a curated record. Gene Ontology annotation, biological process: regulation of transcription by RNA polymerase II. The coding region runs from base 207 to 2897 and encodes 896 amino acids.